AUGACGGACGUAGACCCUCUUGUUAUCCAAGAAAUUAGCUGGCUGAACCUCGGAAUCGAUGCUGACAUUCCAGUGCCCAUCACACCCGUCUCAGAUGACUGGGAUCGGCCGUCGUCUUCCAGGUCGCCCCCCAUAAAUAUUCCCUCAUCGUCCGCACCAAGACCAUUCCCCACCCAGAGCUCCAUCGAGGACGCCAGUUACAUACGGACAGAACUGACACACGUCACGUCAUCAAAUUCGAUUCCUGUACCUACAUCCCCAUCAAGGCCUCGACGGUCACGCCGUCCCACUCCUCCGUCCCAAACUUUCCCUGUUUCGCAAUCUCUUCCAAACGACAUAUAUAUACCGCCCCCACCACCCUCUUCUCUCCCUCUUCCCAAACCCGCAUAUCCUUCUGAAUGGCUAUAUCGUCGUCCGAAUUAUCCCCGCUCGAAACCAGUAAUACCAUCUCCCCCAUUGCCCCCGUUACCAAUCCCUCCCACAGCCCACCACAUCGAACACCACCAGACCUCCAUGCAACUACAUUCUGACGAACAACAGGAUUUGUGGAGUGCAGGGAUCCGCCCACGGUCUAAACUUGAAAGAUCCAUUCCUAUGCUCGAAACUCGACUUCUUCCGAAGCCCCGCUCCUCCUCGGUAUCCUCCAUUUCUUCGUCAUUAACAACAGCUGCGUCGUCCUCGAGACCCGCUACGCCAGUAUCACCAGGAUCUCGGGGUAGACAUAGGCAUACAGGUCCUUCGCGAUCGAUUCUGACCCGCACGUCGUCCAACGCCACCAAGAGUUCUUCUAUGUCAGCUUCCUGCAAUAAAUCCGUAAAAUUCGUGGAAAUGCCGACAAUACACCAUGCAAGCGACAGUUACUGGGACAUGGACGAGGACGACGUGGAUAGCACGGAUAUUUGCACCCAAGAAGAUGUGAUGAUAGAUGAGGAAAUAAACACUCCAUCGGUGGUCAGAAGGUCCUCGCUGACGAAGAAGAAUAAAACCGGCGGCAUAGGCAAGCUCCUACAACGAAGAUCGUCUCCGAUAUCCUCCCGCCCAUUCAUAUCGGGGCCUUUCGCUCUUGGCAGCAUGAAGCCCCAAUCAAAACCCGAACAGCUCCCUCCCCUCCCCUUCGCUAGCGACUCAUCAAGCCUUAGAUCUGUUUCUUCGUUGGCUUCCGUUUCACGAACAUCUUCGAUAUCCUCCUCGGUUCCCCUACGCAUGGCACCUUCUUUGGAAAGCUUCAGGAGCGUGAGGAGCACAGGGGGACGCAGCACGAGGAGUUUGGGAAGUGUGCGAAGUACUGGAAGCACCGGGAAAUUCAGAUCAUGGUUAUCCCGUAUGGGAUUGAACUUUGGCACCGAGAUGGGCUGCGCCGUCGCAUGA
Molecule: messenger RNA, 1368 nt
Organism: Pleurotus ostreatus (oyster mushroom)
Lineage: Eukaryota; Fungi; Basidiomycota; Agaricomycetes; Agaricales; Pleurotaceae
Exons: 5
Coding region: 1-1368 (455 amino acids)
Source: RefSeq, a predicted model, not a curated record